AUGGCUAGAGUCUCCACGCGACAAUGGUUCCCAUUCCGAAGCACCUUUCUCACGCGCCCCAUCACCACCACUACGCACACUUCACCUUCUUCGCUCCCUGAAGCAAAAAAACAAGGAUUUUUCCUCUUCUCUCAAUUCGAAACGCUUCUUCGAAACUUGUGCCGAAGCGCUCGCCACCUCCUUCAAAUCCAAGCCCUCCUCGUCACUACCAGCCUCUUCCGCAACCCCUUCUUGGCACGCACCGUUUUGAGCCGGGCCUCCCACUUAUGCGACGUCGCUUACACCUUAUUGAUCUUUCGCCACAUUAACUCCUCCGACACCUUCUGCGUCAACACCGUGAUCCAAGCUUAUUGUAAUAGUGAUGUUCCUCAUCAAUCUGUUGUCUUUUACUUUCGCUCUUUGAUGUGUGGAUUCUUUCCGAAUAGCUACACCUUUGUUCCACUCGUUGGCUCUUGUGCGAAGAUGGGUUGCAUUGAUUAUGGGAAAGAGUGUCAUGCCCAGGCCACCAAGAAUGGUGUUGACUCUAUGUUGCCUGUACAGAAUUCUUUGAUUCACAUGUAUGCUUGUUGUGGGAGUGUUCAGCUUGCUAGGGUGUUGUUUGAUGGCAUGUUGAGUAGGGAUUUGGUUUCGUGGAACUCGAUCAUUGAUGGACAUAUUAAGGUUGGGGAGUUGAAUGCUGCACACCGAUUGUUUGAUGAAAUGCCUGAGAGGAAUUUGAUUACUUGGAACGUCAUGAUUAGUGGGUAUUUGAAGUGUAGGAACCCUGGUUAUGCGAUGAAGUUGUUUCGCAGAAUGGGUAAGUUGGAAAUGAGGGGUAAUGCUAGGACUAUGGUCUGUCUGGCUACGGCUUGUGGUCGGUCCGGUAGACUCAAGGAAGGGAGAUCGGUUCAUGGGAGCAUUGUUAGGAUGUUCGUGAGGUCAAGUUUGAUUCUAGAUACGGCUUUGAUUGAUAUGUACUGUAAGUGCAGGAAGGUGGAGGCUGCGCGGAGAGUGUUUGAGAGAAUGACAGAAAGAAAUUUGAUUUCGUGGAAUGCAAUGAUCUUGGGGAACUGCAUUCGGGGGAAUCCUGAAGAUGGACUGAGCCUGUUUGGCGUAAUGGUUGGAAUGGAUGGAGCUGAGAGUGAAGAGAGUUUGAGGUUGCUUCCUGAUGAAGUAACCUUCAUUGGCGUUCUCUGUGCCUGUGCUCGGGCGGAGCUGUUGGCUGAGGGCAGGUCUUACUUCAAACAGAUGACUGAAAUGUUUGGUGUGAAGCCCAACUAUGCUCAUUUUUGGUGCAUGGCAAACCUUCUUGCGAAUGUGGGGCUUGUUGAUGAGGCGGAAGACUUUCUUCGGAGCAUGGCAAAAUUUGACGGGCAUAUAUCAUGUCAAUCGUUUUUAUGGGCAAGUUUGCUCGGUUUAUGUCGUUUCAAGAGGGAUGUGUACUUGGGGGAACGAAUUGCUAAGCUUCUUGUUAACAUGGAUCCUAAGAACCUGGUGUAUUACCAGUUUCUACUGAUCAUUUAUGCCGUGUCUGGUCAAUGGGAGAAUGUUUCUGGAGUGCAAAAACUGAUGAAGGAAAGAAGGCUAGGGGUAAUACCUGGAAGCAGUCUUGUGGACUUGAAAAAUAUUGUCCACAAAUUCAAAGUGUCAAAUAGAGACCACGCGGGAAUUGAAGAAAUAAAUAUGAUGAUGGAUGAACUAGCUCAUAGAUUAAGGUUGCCAAGUGCUGAUUUAAGCCAGUCAUAA
This is a messenger RNA of Sphenostylis stenocarpa, 1725 nucleotides long. Lineage: Eukaryota; Viridiplantae; Streptophyta; Magnoliopsida; Fabales; Fabaceae. The record is from the annotation of a GenBank genome assembly.